AUGGGUGUUCAUGGACAGGGCUGGGCAGGACAUGUUCCUUGCCUGAUGUCCGGCCUGAAAAAUGAGCGGGCUACAAAACCCUGCCCUGCCCACAGAAGUCCUAACCAUUUUCAGGCUGGGCAGGGCGGGCUUCCAAGCCCAAAUAGUGAUAUCUUGGGCUCUUGUUUCUCUAGUUACUCAGCCAUCCUUUAUGCGGUCGUAUACCACAUUUUAUCUGACAUACUCCAGAACUACGCUGCAUAUGGGUUUCAGAAUGCUUCAUCGUCUUGUUGUUGGUUGGCGGGGAGGUUCGGAGGGCUGAUACCCUGUGGACCGACGUCGAAAGUAUGUGCGGAUAGAUCCAAGCACGUGUUCCGGGAUCCUUACCAUCCAUCUCAAGCUACUAAUGAGAUCAUAGCUAGGCGACUAUUGGAUGGAGAUCUUCCUGAUAUCUCGCCCAUCAAUCUUAGCCGCUUCGCUUCUUCUUCUUGA
Molecule: messenger RNA, 471 nt
Organism: Neltuma alba
Lineage: Eukaryota; Viridiplantae; Streptophyta; Magnoliopsida; Fabales; Fabaceae
Product: GDSL esterase/lipase At4g16230-like
Exons: 3
Coding region: 1-471 (156 amino acids)
Source: RefSeq, a predicted model, not a curated record